GGACUUUUUGGCGGAAACGCGAGGAGUGAAGUUGUGUGAUUUGUUUUAUUUUAUCUAUUUAGUGUUUUUGAAGAUUUAAUUGUGUAAUAACGGUGGUUUACUAACUGUUUAGUAUUUGAAAAAGUGCAAAAUGUGAAAAAAUGUAACAAAGCCACUGGACGUAACUUCUCGGGAUCCUCCAAAAAGUCUAGUGAAAAAAUCUCAGUAAAUGACCACCAUUUUACUGAGAUUAUAUUAUUUCAUCCCAUAUCAUCUCAUUUUAUUUUAUUUCAUCCCAGUUGAUUAAUGUCUCAAAUAAAUUAUCUUCAUUUCAUUUCAUUUCACUCCAUAUCAUCAUUCUUCAUAAAAAUAAGAAUAUGAAUUAAAAUAAGACAUGACUUAGAGUCUUAGCUACCAGGUCAUAAAAUCUCUUAAAAAAUAAAUGUCAUAGCCUUCAAUCAGUCAAUGUCAAUUUCAUUAAUGUAAAUUGUCAAAAUUCAAUAAAUAAACAACAAGUUUUGCAUUGCAACAUUAUCUUUUUAUGACGGCUGUGUUAAACUAAAUGAUAUUAUUUUUUUAAAUAUGAUAGACUUAAGAUCUAAAAUCAACUUUUUCUUCGUUUUUAACCCUACCUUUGGACCUAAGGAGGGCGAUGAAUUAAAGAGAAUACUAUACUUUUAUCCAAAUGAAGUCAGUCCAGAUGCCCGGAAAAUGCAAGUUGGGCUGUGUGAAGCCGUUGUCAAAUUUAUGUCGACGUUUUCAUCUGAACCAUGUGAAGCUUUGCAAACACAAUCUAAGAGAUACAUAUUUUUUCAACCAGAAAAAAACUUUUGGAUGGUUUUAGUAGUCCGAAUACCGUAUACAACCAAAGCAUUGUCAGCAGUUGGUGAAAGUCAGGGAGAUAUAGUCAAUCCUACUGUAAUGCAAAAUCUCCUAACAUCUGCAUAUAAGAUGUUUAAAAUGUUCAGGGGCCCAUUCAAAAAUAUUCCAGCUGAUGAUUUAUAUGGUAUAAGUGAGCAGUUCUUUACGCCUUAUAUAUCAUCCAGACAUCUAACAAAUGACAUAUCAGAUGUUAUUCCUGGCAUAAAUUAUUUACCUCUAGAUAAAAACUCUUUUUUUAAAGUGGUAUGCUUCGUAGAUCACCUGGAAGUUACUUAUCCUGAUUUUAAAUGUAUAUUGUUUCUUUACAAUGAUCAGCUUCUAUGGAACGGUCUGUGUACAGAAGACAUGCUAACAUUAUACCAAUAUCUAGUACAGACAUUGCUCCCUAAACAAGUUGAAAUAGAAAUCCAAGGUGGUGUAGUGACAGCAGCGCAGAGACUUGGCCGAUUCAUAAGUCCGCCAGAUGGAAUACAUGUUAAAGAAGACUUAGAUAAAUUGAUAAAGAUACACGUAACACUCGAAGAUGAUACAGAAUUUAAGGAAUACUACCUCCUCAUAUACAGAACAUUGAGUGCGACUGUCUGUUUCACUAUUGAUGUAAACACUCGGCUGGAACUUGAUACGGUCAAGUCAGUGGACGCAUUUAUUGGGCCGCAGCUAUCAGCAAUAGCUUCGGCCAUCAGCGAACAAUGUUCAUUGCACGCAUUACAAGCAGCGCAACUGGCUAGCGAACACAAGUUCGUGUACUUCAACAGAUUAAAUUUAAUUUUGAAAUCAUCUCCACCAGUAAAUAAAUUGCAAAUAUCCGCUGCGAUAAAACCUGAAGUUCUUAGUAUCAUGUCUGGAAUUCAUGCUGACCGACAAAGCCUUGGAAAUUAUGGAGAAAUAAUAAUUAAAACUCCAGACGAAUACUGGAUAACAGGAAAAUGUUCCAAUGACAGAGAAUUCUAUGUGAUAAUACAAGAGAAAAAUGCCAACCUUAAAGAAAUAGCGGAUGAAGUGAAGCGUGUCUGUGAAGCACAAAUGAAAGGGAUAUUCUUUUACCCUAUGUAAAAAAUUAUUAACAGAUGUACAUACAAAAUUUUGCUAAAAAUAAAACAACACAAUAUUCCA
Molecule: messenger RNA, 1974 nt
Organism: Bombyx mori (domestic silkworm)
Lineage: Eukaryota; Metazoa; Arthropoda; Insecta; Lepidoptera; Bombycidae
Gene: Ccz1
Product: vacuolar fusion protein CCZ1 homolog
Exons: 11
Coding region: 562-1914 (450 amino acids)
Biological process (GO): vesicle-mediated transport
Cellular component (GO): intracellular membrane-bounded organelle; Mon1-Ccz1 complex
Source: RefSeq, a predicted model, not a curated record